This is a messenger RNA of Lethenteron reissneri (Far Eastern brook lamprey), 1231 nucleotides long. Its product is annotated as calcium homeostasis modulator protein 4-like. Gene Ontology annotation, molecular function: monoatomic cation channel activity. The record is from RefSeq and is a predicted model, not a curated record. NCBI's taxonomy places the organism in Eukaryota, Metazoa, Chordata, Hyperoartia, Petromyzontiformes, Petromyzontidae. Gene Ontology annotation, cellular component: plasma membrane.
AUGAUACCUUUUCUUGUCAUUGCAAGCCAGUUAAUAUUCUCUAAGUAUGUCUUCCAGUGCCCUUGUGUGAACAGGAAAUGUAAUGCUUCAGCUGGAUUCUGUGUCUUAUUUGUGCCAGCACUUGUAUUGCUCAUCUUCAGCAUAUUUCUCCAACGGAUAACAUGGCAUUGGGCAUCAGGACUCUGUUCAUAUACAGAAAACGAGAGUGAAACACCAAUUGUACAGACACCUGAGUAUCAAAUUUGCAGAUGGGCAACAAAAUGCUGGAACCGGUGUAAGAUCAGACGAGGCCAACCAAAUGAAGACAGUCCAACUAAUGAAGACAAUAUAAAGUCUACACAACGUUUAAAAUGUUGUUUUGCUUUCUACAUCUUUGGACUGGCCUUGCCAUCUGGAUGCAUCUGGGUCAUCUCGUCACUCCUGGAAGGGGUUUACAUGGUAUGUGCAUUUACGACGUACAUUGACAUCAACAAAUAUCCACGACUCCUGCAUCUGAACAUGACCAAAGCGGACAUGGACAUGGUCCUCGCUCGCAUGCCUUGUGAGGCCAUCACUCUGCACCCAACAAUCAACGUCCUCAACGAAACGAGCAACACCGUGCGGAAAGAGGUCUUAUAUGAAAUAACGUUCAUCUCACAGAUGGUGGGACUCGGUGGUUUCCUGCUUCUUGCGGUCCUGGCCUUGGCCGUCACCUGCUGCAUUCGGUGCUGCAGCAAAAUGAGCGUCCGAGAAUUAAAGUUCCGAAUGCGCUACCGGGAGGUUGAACGACAACUGUACAAAACGAAAAUGGAAGAUUACAUUAAACAAGUAGCUGAAGAAAAUGUUGAAUGUGUAGUUAACCACAAAGAUAAGAAGACUGGACUCAAGAAAGAGACAUGGAAUGGCAUGUCUGAGUUUUCUGAGCAGUUAGAGUCCUGUUGUUGUUUUAAACGCAGUGAUUAUAUGAGCACCAUGCAUCGUCUGGCAAUGGGUAAUGACAACGCAGCCACAGCCGAGACCUCCGGAGGUGGAACAAAUGACGUCCGUGUGCAUUCGUUUUAGUAGCACAAAAGUGAACUUGAAAAUGCCCGAGGUAUGUGCUCACUGAGGAGUUGGAGACUGGAGCAUGCCAAUCAGAAAUGGGGUUUUACAAUUAUUCCGACCAAAACGAAGCACCGGCCGAAGUAUUCUCUACCAUCAAAUACUCACCAGCCUCAACUCUGAUGGGGCAGUUGUGGAGAUGUUCCCGUAC